AUGGAAGGUGUUGGAGCUCGACUCGGCAGAUCCUCAACUCACUACGGACCGGCCACCGUGUUUACAGGCAACAAUAAUAAUGGCUCUGCCUCUCAUCUUUUGCUUUACAAAUGGACGCCACUUCGUCAAAAUCAUAACACCUCCGCCAACAACAAUAGCAAUGGUGACGCCAAAGACGACGGUGGUGUCGCCGAAGUGGACGAAGAGCCACCCCGCCGUAAGAUGAAAUAUAUUACGAUAGUUGUACUGGGGGAACAAAAUAAUGAGGAAGCAGAGGUGCAGGCAGAUGAAGAUAAACCUAAACCUGUUGAGAGUGACUCGCUUGCUGCAGCAGAUGAUGAAUCAUCUUUGAAGAAUGAAAAACUUGACAUCAAUGAUAUACCAAUGGAAGAGAAUCAGGUUUCUGAGAAUAUUGAUGUAGAAAGGGAAGUCUUGAACAAAAGCAAUGUAGGUUUAAGCUUGAAUUUAAAUGAAGGUGAAGGUGAAGGUGAAGGUAAAUGGAGAUAGAGAUACAGAUGGAGGUGAAGAAGAGUUUGAAGAAGCAAAGGAUGAAACUAAUGAUGAUUGAUUGAUUGGAUUGAGUAAAGAUGUGUUUUAACCGAAUCCAAGUGUUUCUGGACUCGACUUGAAGAUUUUAUGGAGGAAUCCCUUUUUUUAAUAAUAAAAAUGAAAUUAACUUGUGAUCAAAAUACAAGGAAUAUUGAAGAUUUUAUGUAUGUGAGGAUUUUGAUCCCGGGAUUUUAUGUAUGUGAGGAUUUUGAUCCCGGGAUUUUAUGUAUGUGAGGAUUUUGAUCCC
Messenger RNA from Lactuca saligna, 796 nucleotides. The record is from the annotation of a GenBank genome assembly. NCBI's taxonomy places the organism in Eukaryota, Viridiplantae, Streptophyta, Magnoliopsida, Asterales, Asteraceae.